Messenger RNA from Drosophila mojavensis, 2676 nucleotides. RefSeq names its product MKRN2 opposite strand protein. The coding region runs from base 925 to 1860 and encodes 311 amino acids. NCBI's taxonomy places the organism in Eukaryota, Metazoa, Arthropoda, Insecta, Diptera, Drosophilidae. The record is from RefSeq and is a predicted model, not a curated record. The transcript is spliced from 6 exons.
CGAUCACUCAAUGUUUUGAGCCGUUGCACAUCUCUAUUAACUGAGGCUUAGUAAUUGUUGAAAGCCCCCUAGACGCGGUUGUGUAUUGUGUGUUAUAAUGAAUGUAUCAUAUAAUAUUGUUUGCUGCUGGGUGAAGUGAUCUAAACUCUGAAAGUGUACAGGGCUUGCAACGUAGAUAUCAGAAUCGCAAAACGCAACAAGUAUUAAAUUAGCUUUGGAUAGACACAACGCAGACGUUCUCUGCCUUCGUGCCGUGUUGAAAGUUCGCAGCUAUCCUGCUCGCUCUUGUGGCCCAUUGAUUCGUGACGCGUCUUUCUACUAGUGUAUUGCACAUCUGCGCCGGCGCUACAGUUCCAUGCGAGUUAACACUUGUGGCUGAGAAGCGGGCGCCGCGAAUGCAUUUGAUGAAUUCAAAGACGGAUAAUAAACAAUCAGCAGUAUUUAUGAAUUACAAAACAUAGGAUGACUGUAACUCGACUGCGGUCUUACGAAUGCGUCUUAUCGAAUGCUGUCUAUUAACUGGUACUUGUCGAUGAUCGUUUAUCAACUGUGGUUUAUCGAAAGCUGAUUAUCGAAAGGUAUACAACAGCGAAAAGCAGCAGAAAUUACAGCAUACAGAUAAUUAAGCAGAGUAACCCCAAAAAAAAGGAAGAAGAAAAUAAGAGCUGCAAAGGAAACUAUAACGAGCAGACGAGCCUGGAACCAAAACCAUAUCAAAGCAAAGCAAAGCAAAACUAACAAUUAACUUGGCUAAGCCUGCUACCUACCUGCCAAUUGUUCGUUGUGAUAGUAACCAGAAAACUCGCACUGCGUAACCACAAGGACCAAAGAGGCAACAACAACAAGAACAUACAAUAGAGACAAAGUGUAUCAAUUAUAAUACGGGUGCAAGCUGAGCAAUCCGAACUGACCAAAGAGGCAGCCAUGUUGGCGACAACAACAUCAAGAGCAACAGCAACAACAACAAGGAGACAAUCUACAACCACAAUUACCUCAGAUCCGGGCAUUCUGUGUUUUCAUCACUGCAACGUAAAAGUUUUCUGCUUCGUUCUGCCCCUCAGCUGUCCCCAUUGCAAUGCGCAACUGGAUGCGGAUGCGGAUGCGGAUGCGGAUGCGGAUGCGAAUGCGAAUGCAGAAGGCUCUGCAAAUGCUGUAGCAAACGCAUCUGGUGUUGGCUCCAUGACCAUUUCGAGACUACUGCCCUUUCGCUUGCCCUAUCCCUUUGUCCGGGCCACGCAGCAUCCAUGUGCAAUCGUCCUGCGUCCCUCCAUCGGAGACUUUCUCAACGAUUACAGCAACGCCACAGAUUUGCAUAUCGCGGUGACCACAUCCGGCGGCGACAUUGUCGAAUUCGAUAGGGAUGGACUGCGGCGGCAUCGGCGCGAAGAUAAUCCCCGCGACUGGUGGCAAUCGUUGCUGGUGGGAGAUGUGCCAGAGCCGUGGCAUUACUACUGGGACGAGGUGCUCGAACAGAUUUGUGGCGAUUCAACGCGCUGGUCCAUAGCCCGCUACGAAGAGAGCAGCCACAAUUGCUACACCUUUGUCCUGGCCUUCCUGCAGGCCCUGAGCUAUGCCCAGCUCAGCGAUGCGGCCCGCACCAAAACCAGCUUCUGUGAGAAGUACAUUGUGCCCCGAACGACAACGGCUGGCAAAUACAUCUCUCUCUAUCGCCGACUCCGCCUAGCGGGCAUCCACGUGCAGCGCCAUCAGCCCAAGCAACGGCUCUCCAAAUCAGUUGUCGCUGCUGGCAAGGAUCUCAAAGUGGCCCACACAAAGGCCAAAACCAAUGGCUAUAUCUGCAGCAAUACGUACGCAACCCGUUCGCAUCCACGCCAAACCCUCUGCACCAUCGAAGAGUAGCCGCAGAUGUGAACUAAUCUAUGUCGCAUUCCGUUUUCAAUUCGUUUCAUUAAUUUAGUAAAAUUAGCUAUACUUCUAUGAGCUGGAAUAUCACAGAUUCAAGUAUUGAUAUUUGGCAGCACUUUAACUAUGAAUGUCUUUAAUUUUAAAUAUUUUUGUGGGCAAAUUAUCGAUAGCAUACGCCAAUCUAUCGAUACCUUUUUUCGUGUAGAUAAAAAUAUAGAAAUAGAUUUUAUUAUCGUUCCAUUUAGUUAUUUGUUCCUACACACACGCACUUAGAAAUUGAUAUUCUUAUGUGUAUUGACUUCAUUUAAUUUUUUCAAUCUUUACUUAAACUUUACCUUAUAUAUUUAUUUUUAGUCUUUUAAAUCUGUUUUUUUCCAGCCUUAAUUUAUGAUAAAUUCUUCAAUCGCUUUAUUAUUGUGAGUGAGCAAAAAUCGCAUUUGAUAUGCCUACUACUAUUAUGACUACUCCUACUAUUUUGUUUAUUAUUAACCAUAGCUUGCAAAUAAUAAUUUAUCGUUUGGCUCUUUCUCGCUCUGAGCUUGUUAAGCAACCGAUGCGAUAAUCUGUUGCUCUCUGAGUCUUUUCUGAGAAUGUGAGAAAAAAAAAUAAUAUAUUUUUUGCAGUCAUCGGCAAUCGCUCAAAAGUUAUAUGCGAGCUUCGUUAUUAAUCCUAAGUGCACCUUAACAUACCUAUAUGUUUACUUCAGUUUAUUUAGUUAUUGCGGAACGAGAGCCCUUAACUAUAAUAUUGUAUUUAAUGUGAUUAUGAACAGUGAUUUUUAAAAUAAAAAAUAUAAAGAAUAAAAUAAAA